Messenger RNA from Cavenderia fasciculata, 930 nucleotides. RefSeq lists its product as uncharacterized. NCBI's taxonomy places the organism in Eukaryota, Evosea, Eumycetozoa, Acytosteliales, Cavenderiaceae. Bases 1 to 930 code for a protein of 309 amino acids. The record is from RefSeq and is a predicted model, not a curated record. The transcript is spliced from 2 exons.
AUGGUAUCAUCAGAAGCAGUGAUUGCCAUUAUUGUAUCAAUUGUAGUAGUUUUUGCAUUGAUAUCAUUGGCAGUAUUUAUAUAUAUAUUUGUUUAUAAAAAGAGACAAAGAGAAAGUAUUUUAAAACAUACAAAAUUCCCAAUUCUGGCAAGUCCACAAAAUUUACAUAGAGAAUUAAGUUUUGGAGGAAGAUCACCAUUAAAAUUAGAUAUAUAUAUAGUUAGAAAAGAAGGAAAUGUAGUACCACAAAUAGAGGAAUCAUUCUCUGGUAAAUUAGAGACUCGUGUAGUAUGUGGUUUGCCACCGGUUCCAUCACCUCCACCUCCUCCACCACUACAUCUACGUUAUUUGGAAAUGAAAAAGGGGGUGAUUGUCUAUGGUAUCGAUCUUGGCAACGAUGGCAAGAUUCCAGAUGAUGAUUUGGUAGAAUUUAAAUCCAUUGUAAAAACCUAUCUAAACUAUCACGUCGUCUAUGCAAUCUUUUCUAGCAACAAUGCAAAUAUUCAUCAAGUCAUUCAUGAUGCUAGUAAAGAAGAUUUAUCUCUACCUCCACCAACACCACUCCCACAAUCUACCAUUGCUCUUUCUCAACCACCAAUUGAUAGUGAUGAUCAUCUUGUUUUAGAUAUUAAUAAUGAAAAAGAAAAUAAUAAUAAUAAUAAUAAUAUAAAUAAUAAUAAUAUAAAUAAUGACAAUGAUGAACAAGGUAGUAGUAGUAGUUCUGGUAGUGAUGAAGAAGAAAGAUUGGGUAAUGAACAACCACCAGUUAAAAAGUUGAUUAAAUAUAUCGUACCAACCAAUGGUAACCAAGUACAAUGGGAUCAAUGUAAUCAGUUGGUUGAAGAUUUAAAGGUAUUGAUGGUUAAAAGAAAGGUUAGACAUGGACAAUCAAGUAUUGAUUUGGUUUCUUCUUCUGGUGGUCAAAGUUAA